CGUGUGCGGGUAUAGCGGUGUGAGGAGCGCGUCCAGCGUGGCUCAGAAAGUCCGGGAGAAGCCGCGGUACUUCACUCUUCUACUGCCCGAAAAACUCACCAAACAGGAUAUACACCGCGGGGGGGACGUACGGGAGCUCUGAUCUGUGUUUUGGAAACGUGAUUCGGGAUCGAAAAGUGGAUUUUAGGUGCCCGCGGAGGGGGAGACAUGCACACGGCGAGGAGAGCAGCGCAAAUCGGUUUCAGCCUAUGAUCGAGUGACAGAGUAAACGUGACGAGUGGGAUUACGGAGGAGAAGGUGCCAGCCUGGUGGACCAUGGUGCCCAGCGUCUCGCCCACGGUGGUUCUCCUGCUCCUGCUGACCUGCGUGGCGUUUUCCUCCGGCGCCGACAGUUCGCCAGAGUUCAUCAAGAGCCCGGAGGAUCAGACGGGCAUUUCGGGAGGGGUGGCAUCGUUCGUGUGCCAGGCCAAAGGGGAACCCAGACCUCGAAUUACGUGGAUGAAGAAGGGGAAGAAGGUCAGCUCGCAGCGGUUCGAGGUGAUCGAUUUUGACGACGGUUCGGGCUCCGUGCUGCGUAUCCAGCCCCUGCGGACGCACCGAGACGAGGCGGUGUACGAGUGCACGGCCGCCAACAGCGCCGGAGAGAUCAACACCAGCGCCAAACUCACCGUACUGGAGGACAUCCAGGUCCCGUCGGGCUUCCCCGCCAUCGACAUGGGCCCUCAGCUCAAAGUGGUGGAGCGCACACGGACCGCCACCAUGCUGUGCGCCGCCAGCGGGAACCCCGACCCCGAGAUCUCCUGGCUGAAGGACUUCCUGCCCGUGGACAUCAACAGCAGCGACGGGCGGAUCAAGCAGCUCCGCUCAGGCGGCUCCCCCAUCCGAGGAGCGCUGCAGAUCGAGAACAGCGACGAAUCAGAUCAGGGGAAGUACGAGUGUGUGGCGACCAACAGCGCCGGGACUCGCUACUCCGCCCCGGCCAACCUCUACGUCCGAGUGCGCAGGGUCCCGCCUCGUUUCUCCAUCCCACCCAGCGACCAGGAGGUGAUGCCCAUGGGCAGCGCCAACCUCACCUGUGUGGCCGUGGGCGCCCCCAUGCCCCACGUGAAGUGGAUGAGGGGAGACGUGGAGCUGACCAAGGAAGAUCUGAUGCCCGUGGGCCGGAACGUUCUGGAACUCACCAACAUCAGCAAGUCGGACAACUACACGUGCGUGGCCAUGUCGCCCCUGGGCAUGAUCGAGGCCACCGCGCAGGUCAUCGUCAAAGCUCUCCCUAAACCCCCGGCGUCUCUGAUGGUAACGGAAACCACGGCAACCAGCAUCACCCUGAUCUGGGACUCUGGCAACCCCGAGCCCGUCUCCUACUACAUGAUCCAGUACCGGCCCAAGUCCUCGGACGGCAGCUUCCAGGAGGUGGACGGCGUGGCCACCACGCGCUACAGCAUCGGCGGCCUGAGCCCCUACUCCGAGUACGAGUUCCGCGUCAUGGCGGUCAACAACAUCGGCCGCGGGCCGCCCAGCGACGGCGUGGAGACCCGGACGAGCGAGCAGGCGCCGUCCUCGCCCCCGCUCCACGUCCAGGCCCGCAUGCUGAGCUCCAGCACCAUGCUGGUCCAGUGGGAGCCGCCGGAGGAACCGAACGGUCAGAUCAGAGGCUACCGCGUGUACUACAGCACCGAGCCGGACGCCCAGCUGAGCGCCUGGCAGAAGCACAACACGGACGACAGCAGGCUGACCACCAUCUCCGGACUCAUCACCGACGUCACCUACAGCCUCCGCGUCCUGGGCUUCACGUCUGUGGGAGACGGGCCGCCGUCCGAAGUCCUGCAGGUCAAAACUCAGCAGGGAGUGCCAGCGCAGCCGAGCGGGUUCGAGGCGGAAGCCGAGCUGGAUACCCAGAUCAUGCUGAAAUGGCUCUGGCCCGUGCAGGACCUCAUCACCCAGUACGAGCUGCAGUACUGGGAGGACGGGUCCCAUAACAAGCUCCACGUGACCUUUGACCCCGCCGGUUCGUACACGGUGGAAGGUCUGAAGCCCGACACGCUGUACAAGUUCUCCCUGGCGGCCCGUUCUGAGAUGGGUCUGGGCGUGUACACCAAACCCGUGGAGGCCAAAACUGCUCAGUCCACUCCCUCGGCCCCGCCCCAGGACGUCCGGCUGCUCAGUCUGAGCUCCACCAGCAUCAAGGUGAGUUGGGUGGCGCCGCCGGCGGCCAGCAGGCACGGCGCCAUCGUGCGCUACACCCUCAGCUACCAGGCGCCGAGCGGCGAGGACACCGAGCGCCACGAGGUGACGGACAUCAGCGCCGACGCCACCGCGCACCUGCUGGAGGGUUUGGGGAAGUGGACCGAGUACGUGGUGCGGGUCAGGGCCCACACGGACGUGGGUCCGGGGCCCGAGAGCGCGCCCGUACGCAUCAGAACCAACGAGGACGUGCCCGGCGCUCCUCCCCGGAAGCUGGAGGUGGAGGCGGUGAACUCCACGGCGAUCCGCGUGACCUGGAAGCCGCCGCUGUCGGGGAAGCAGCACGGUCAGAUCCGCGGCUACCAGGUGAUCUACUCGCGGCUGGAGAACGGAGAGCCGCGGGGGCAGCCCAGCAUCAUGGACGUGGCGCUUCCCGAGGCCCAGUGGAACAGUGACGAAUCCACCGAAUAUGAAACGAUCAUCUCCGGUCUGCUCUCGGAGACGUCGUACUCGGUCACCGUGGCGGCGUACACCACCAGAGGAGACGGCGCCCGCAGCAAAGCCAAGGUCAUCAAGACCACCGGCGCAGUUCCUGGCAAACCCACCAUGGUCAUCAGCACCACGGUGGGCAACACCGCCCUCGUCCAAUGGCAGCCCCCGAAAGAAACGUCGGGCGAGCUGAUUGGCUACCGGCUGCGCUACAGGCGCGCGGACGAGGGCGCGUUCACGGUGCACGAGCUGAGGAGGACGGACGACCACUUCACCGUCACCGGCCUCUUCAAGGGCGCCACCUACAGCUUCCAGCUGAGCGCCAGGAACCGCGCCGGCUACGGAGAGGAGCACGCCAAGGAGAUCAGCACGCAGGAGGACACGCCCAGCGGCUUCCCGCUCAACCUGAGCGUGAUCGGCCUGACCACCACCACCACCCGGCUCACCUGGGCCCCGCCCGCCCCGGCCGAGAGGAACGGGCGCAUCACGCAGUACCUGGUGGUGUACCGGGACAUCAACAGCCUGCAGAACAGCACCAACCGCACCGCCGACACCCACAUGACCCUGCACGAGCUCCGACCCGACACCACCUACGACAUCCGCGUCCAGGCCUUCACCAGCAAGGGGUCCGGCCCCAUGAGCCCCAGCAUCCAGAGCCGCACCAUGGCCACGUUGCCGGCGUUCGCCACAAGUUUCGCUGUUAAAACUGUAAUGAAAACUUCAGUCAUCCUGACCUGGGAGCUUCCGGAGAACUUCAGAGCCCAAGUUCCCUUUAAGAUCCUGUAUAACCAGCAGAGCGUGGAGGUCCCGGGCAGCUGGAAGAGGAAGCUGAUCACCGGACUGAAGCCCGACACCAACUACUCGUUCGUGCUGAUGAGUCGGGCCAACAGCGCCGGAGGGUUACAGCAGCAGGUCUCCAUCCGCACCGCCCCCGACCUCCUCAAGAUCAAACCCGUGCUCCUCGACACCGACCAGAUCAGCGACGGCAAGGUCACCAUCAACCUGCCCGAGGUGCCCACCGCCGCCCCCGUCAGGUGGUACUACAUCAUCAUUGUGCCCGGGUCAGUUGCGCGCGGGCGGGAGAACCCAGACGAGCUCGACCUGGAUCAGCUGCCGGAGUUCAGAGAGGAUCCCGUGGAGAGACGCCGGCGGCGGCGUUACUCGGAGCCCCUGAGGCCGUACAUCACGGCUAAGCUGGACGUGCUGCCCAGGAGCUUCACGCUGGGCGACCGCGAGACCUACGGCGGCUUCUACAACCGCCCGCUGCCGAGCGAGAAGCCGCACUACUGCUUCGUCAUGGCCGAGAUGAAGGAGCAGCACCUGCCCAGCGGCAACGACAAGCAGCGGAUGUUCUCCUCCAGCCCGUUCUCGGACCCGGUGCAGAUGCUGACCAGGAGCAUGACACAGAGCGCGGAAUCCCCCGAGAUGCUGUGGGUGAUGGGACCCGUCCUGGCCGUGGUUCUCAUCGUCAUCAUCGUCAUCGUCAUCAUUCUGUUCAAGAGGAAACGAGCGUCCCCACUGCCCAAAGACGACCACCUGAGCGGGGUGAAGGACUCGCUGCUGGCUAACGCCUCCGAUCCCGUCGAGAUGAGGAGGAUCAACUACCAAACUCCAGGAAUGCGGGAGCACCCGCCCAUCCCUGUGUUUGAUCUGGCUGACCACAUCGAGCGGCUCAAAGCGAACGACAACCUCAGGUUCUCCCAGGAGUACGAGUCCAUCGAUCCGGGUCAGCAGUUCACCUGGGAGCACUCCAACAUGGAGGUGAACAAGCCCAAGAACCGCUACGCUAACGUCAUCGCCUACGAUCACUCCCGGGUGGUCCUGACCUCUGUGGAUGCCGUUCCAGGUAGCGACUACACCAACGCCAACUACAUAGACGGGUACCGUAAGCAGAACGCCUACAUCGCCACGCAGGGUCCUCUGCCCGAGACUCUCUCUGAUUUCUGGAGGAUGGUGUGGGAGCAGAGGACCAACACCAUCGUCAUGAUGACCCGACUGGAGGAGAAAUCGCGGGUGAAGUGUGACCAGUACUGGCCGAUUCGAGGGACAGAAACGUACGGGAUGAUCCAGGUCACCAUGCUGGACACAGUAGAACUGGCCACGUACAGCGUGCGCACGUUCGCACUUUACAAGAACGGCUCCAGUGAGAAGCGAGAGGUGAGACAGUUACAGUUCAUGGCGUGGCCGGAUCACGGCGUGCCCGAGUACCCCACCCCCAUCCUGUCCUUCCUGCGCCGGGUCAAAGCGUGUAACCCUCCUGACGCCGGGCCCAUGGUGGUGCACUGCAGCGCCGGCGUGGGUCGCACCGGCUGCCUGAUCGUGAUCGACGCCAUGCUGGAGCGCAUGAAGCACGAGAAGACGGUGGACAUCUACGGCCACGUGACGUGCAUGCGCUCGCAGAGGAACUACAUGGUGCAGACGGAGGACCAGUACGUCUUCAUCCACGAGGCGCUGCUGGAGGCCGCCACCUGCGGCGUCACCGAGGUCCCCGCCCGAAACCUCGGCACGCACAUCCAGAAACUGAGCCAGCCGCCGCCCGGAGACACCGUCAGUGCCAUAGAGCUGGAGUUCAAGAGACUCGCCAACUCCAAAGCUCACACGUCACGCUUCAUCAGUGCCAACCUGCCGUGCAACAAGUUCAAGAACCGCCUGGUGAACAUCAUGCCCUUCGAGUCCACGCGGGUCUGCCUGCAGCCCAUCAGAGGGGUGGAGGGGUCGGACUACAUCAACGCCAGCUGCAUCGACGGAUACAGACAACAGAAAGCCUACGUGGCCACUCAGGGUCCACUGGCCGAGACCACGGAGGACUUCUGGCGCAUGCUGUGGGAGCACAACUCCACCAUCGUGGUGAUGCUGACCAAACUGCGCGAGAUGGGACGGGAGAAGUGUCAUCAGUACUGGCCGGCCGAGCGCUCCGCCCGUUACCAGUAUUUCGUGGUGGACCCCAUGGCUGAGUACAACAUGCCCCAGUACAUCCUCCGGGAGUUUAAAGUCACCGACGCCAGGGACGGUCAGUCGCGGACCAUCCGGCAGUUCCAGUUCACCGAUUGGCCGGAGCAGGGCGUGCCCAAGACGGGCGAGGGAUUCAUCGACUUCAUUGGCCAGGUGCACAAAACCAAGGAGCAGUUCGGCCAGGACGGACCGAUCACAGUGCACUGCAGUGCCGGCGUGGGCAGGACGGGCGUGUUUAUCACCCUCAGCAUCGUUUUGGAGAGGAUGAGAUACGAGGGCGUGGUGGAUCUGUUCCAGACAGUUAAAACACUGCGUACUCAGAGACCGGCCAUGGUUCAGACCGAGGACCAGUACCAGCUGUGUUACCGGGCGGCGCUCGAGUACCUGGGGAGCUUCGACCACUAUGCAACGUAACAGCGCUGGACUCCGGAUCCCGGGAACGAGAAGUCCAGCGUGUGGACGGGACCGCAGCGCGUCCAUCCGGCCGGCGCAGCCCCACACACACGACACUCGAUAUUUAUACUACACACUACAGCAGCUGAUCUACAGACUUCUACACACACGGAAAGCUACUGGUAGCGUUUUCUAAUCGUUCUGUUAUUAUAAAAAUUGAGUACGACACUUUUAUUUAGUUUUUAAUAAUUGUUUAACGUUUCGUCUUAACGCCCUGACGGCUCUUUAUUCCAGGUGUGUUUUUAUUUGAUUUCUCUCGUUUUUAGAGGUUAUUUUAGCACAAAGGGGGACGUUCCACGCAUCUCACGUACUAAUACACGAGAACCGCUGUUCUCAACGCUGCUGUCAGUUUUACUUCAUUACAAUAUUAUUAUAUUAUUGUUAUUAUUGUUAUUAUUAUUACCACGUUUUCUUUACGUUACUUGACGUGUAUUUUUUAUCGGUUCGGGUGAACUGGAACGUUUAUUUGAUUUUUGUUUGUAGAAUUUUUUAACAAAUCCGGGAAAACAAAACAAACUCUGCUAAUCACACGACGUGAAGAAGGACGUAGGCACGUGCUGAUGUUACACUUUAUGUUGCGAUGCUAAUACAGGAAUAUUAUGGUUGUAACUGUGAUUCGGUUGCUCUAAAUUGUCUUUGUAGUAGACUGAUGAAACCACUGCCAUCCGACUAAAGCCAGUAAGUAGUUUUAUGAAAAAAAAUAGUGGGUUAGAAAUCGUAAGGUUGCUAGUUCGAGUUCCCGCACACCUCGGCGGUUUAUUCACAACUGGGACGGAAUCAAAUCUAGACAGUUGUAGGUCGCUUCAAAUAAUCUGAGCUCACACAAGAUGAAUGACUGGAUUCGUUCGUUAAAAUAAUCGUCAGGUUUAAUUACCAUUAUGACACGUAAUUAAUAAAGCUUAAAUAAUGCAAGGGUGGCAUGGUGGUGCAGCGAGUAGCACUGUCACUUAUGUUCUCCAUGUUUGUGUAUGGGUUUUCCUUCGGGUGCUCCGGUUUCGUCCUACAAUUCCAAAGACAGGCAGUCAGGCCAAUUGGAGCUACUAGAAAGUGCCCUAAGUGUGUGUGCGUGUUUGUGCCUUAUGACGGACAAGCGACAUGUCCGGGGUGUUUCUUGCCUUUCUGCCCACUGAAUUAGACCCACAGCGACCCUGACCGGGAUAAAUCUGUAGUAAAACAGACAACGAAUGUCAGCGUUGUUAAAACUGCCAUCAUGCCAAGAAAUAAAUAAUAGCUUUGAGUGUAAUAGAUAAUCAGUCAUGCAGGGCGCCAGAGUAAUGCCAUCUUAGCACCUGUGGAAUAGUGCAGUUACCCAAAAUCAUGCCAGUAUAUAGGUUGGCUACACUAUUUGCCCCUUAGGUGCAUGUGAAUGAGUGUGUAAUGCCUUAACGUGAUGCCCUGUGUACACCUGGAUGCAGAAUAUCUGAUAUCUAAAGGCUGUGUAUUAAUACUAGUCGAUUGGAUUAGCUUAUAGCGUAUCCUGGACAGGUAUUCAUGCACUGCAUGUAUAAAUAUUACAGUAUAGUGUGUAAUUAUCAGCACGUGCCUAAUGGAUAUAAUUAUAGCAAAUUGACUAACAAUAAUGAGCAGAAUUCAGAGUGUUUGGAUCCUGAUCCUGACUCUUCAUCUCUGUUGGGUUAUGUACAGUAUUAACCACUCCACAACUGACCUUUUUAUACAGAAAUAUAGAUCUAUCUGCAUAUAAAUAACAGAAAUUAUAAAUAUUAUUAUUAUUCAUAUAAUAUAUAAAUAUAUACAAACAGCUCUGGAUUUAUCGUCGACCGUUCUCGGGACAUCAUGCCGUGCCACCACAGAGGGACUGCCGGGUGUGAUUGUGUAUUAAUGCUACGAAUGAAUAGCUACUGUAUUAACCUUAACACACACACUCGAGAGUGUGUGAGGGUGUGUGUUCUCUGAUUAAGCACAGCACAGAGGCCUGAUUAUAACCACACGUCACGACGGCCCAAAUUCUUUUUACCUUGUGAAUGGUUCGUGCUGUAAGGGUUCACAUCUGUUGUAUACGCACUCUGUUUUCUAUCUGUUCAUAAAGAAAAACUGGAAUUCCGAUUGUUGGGGAAAAGCUUCAUGUUAAUAAAGAAUAAUUGUUUGGGGAGUUUUUGUAUGAAA
Messenger RNA from Trichomycterus rosablanca, 8202 nucleotides. It is a transcript of the gene ptprfb, whose product is annotated as protein tyrosine phosphatase receptor type Fb. The transcript is spliced from 34 exons. Gene Ontology annotation, cellular component: signaling receptor complex. Gene Ontology annotation, molecular function: protein tyrosine phosphatase activity; protein binding. The record is from RefSeq and is a predicted model, not a curated record. Gene Ontology annotation, biological process: peptidyl-tyrosine dephosphorylation involved in inactivation of protein kinase activity. Lineage: Eukaryota; Metazoa; Chordata; Actinopteri; Siluriformes; Trichomycteridae. Bases 316 to 6039 code for a protein of 1907 amino acids.